AUGACAGUCACGGACCAACAACUCAACGAGCUCUUGCCAGCAUUUAAGGAAUCCUUGGGCUCUACAGCCGAUGGUAUUGAAGACAUUCAUCUCCAACAAUUCCUUCGUUGGAAACCCAAUGUCCAACGAGCCACCGAACGCUUCAGGGCCUUUUGUCAAUGGAAAAAAGCCAAUCCCAGUCUCUUUGAUGAUUCCUUGCGCCUGACCAAAGAUGAUGAGUUGCUGCGUCUGAUAAAGUCUCAAGUCAUUGUCCAUCCACCCGGCUGCACUACCAACACAGGGAGUCCCAUUUUGAUUGGACGAUUGCGGAACAAUGACAUGAAGGAUGGCCGAACCGUUGAAGGCGUCUGCCGAAUGAUGUUUUACAACAUUGAUCGCAUGUUGGAAAUGCCAGAAAGUUGCGACGAAGGUAUCACCAUUCUACACGAUCUCAAGGGAUUCAGUCCCUCCAAGAAUGCCGAUUUGGGGAUUCCGAAACUCUUGUUUUCGGCCAUUUUUGGUCAUUUUCCCAUCCGCAUCAAGAACAUUUAUCUGUUGAAUGCACCCUUUGUCUUUUAUGCCUUCUUCAAGGCCUUGUCUACCAUGUUCUUCCCAGCCAAAGUCAAGGCGCGAUGCGUGUUCAUUAGCAAGGUGGACGAUCUGAAAGAUGUCAUGGACACGGAUUUGUUGCUAAAGGAUGUUGGGGGCAAGGCAGAACUAGAUUUGGACCGCUGGAUCGAGGCCAACAAGAAGCGGGAACAAGAUGGAUCGUUAGUGACAAUGACAUCUAUUGAUCCAAGAGCAUAG
Molecule: messenger RNA, 786 nt
Organism: Cylindrotheca closterium
Lineage: Eukaryota; Bacillariophyta; Bacillariophyceae; Bacillariales; Bacillariaceae
Source: the annotation of a GenBank genome assembly